GGAGGUGACCAACUUCAUAGACCGAAUCUCUGGACUUGAUUGGGACUCGAGAUUUUGAGAUUUUGACAACUGAAAUAAAUCUGGAACUAUCUGAACGCAACUACAGAACAUACAGUAUUCCAUCACUUCAGCUGGCUGGGCACUGGUGAUAUUGGAUCUGAUUUAAUCUGGAGUUUUAGAAUGGAUUCAUGGUUGUUGCUGAUUCUCGUGGUCCAGCUUGCUGGCACCCUGCUUCCCUCUGCAGCUCAAGAUCUUGAUGGCUGCUGGGAAACUAAAGGCUGUUUCAAGCAGCCACCGGACUGCACCGGGGACGACUGCACAGCUUUCGUGACCUGGGAACCAAUGGCUGGUAACCUCUUUAAAUUCACCAUGAAAGGCAAGGCUACCGGGUGGGUAGCGUUUGGUCUACGUGAGUCCACUGCAAGCGGAAUGAGUCCAGCUGAUGUGUAUGCUUGCACCUCGGGAAGUACAGAAAUCUUAAGGUCGGAGAAUGUGUUAUCAUACAAUUCAGAGGCCAGAACUAAGCCAGCUAACAGCGUAACUAAAAUAUCGUUGGACGUUACUGACGGCACAAUUGCUUGCCAGUUCACUAGGACAGCAAGCGUCAGCGGGGACCCCACUUUCUUUGACAUCGAAAACAACAAAUUUUUUAUGCUGCUGGCUGUUGGAACUAGAGUUAAUGGUGAUGGAACAAUUGUAGGAAACAAGCAUUCCGACAGGUGGGCUUCACCAACCACUUUCCAGCUAUCAGACGUCAGCGUCCCUAAUUUAGAUGGCUGUGGCGUUACAAAGGGCUGUUUCAAACGACCCGAUUCUUGCACUGGUGAUGACUGCACGGCGUUCGUCACUUGGAGAUCGAUUGCAGGAGGGAAGUUCCGCUUCUCGAUGAGGGCAUCGGCAGUGACCAAUCUUGCCUGGGUGGCGAUGGGCUUUGGAGGAACUAGUGGCACGGAAAGAAUGAGCCCAGCGGAAGUGUAUGCAUGCACCAACAACCAAACGAUUAAGCGAUCAUUUAACGUAGGGUAUAACUCUUCACCAAGGGACAUCACUGCUGGAACGGUGGACGAGGAAUCGGUUGUCUUUGCUGAUAAUGUGAUUUCAUGUCAGUUUACAAGGAGUGAAAGCACCGCCGGUGACAGCGAGUUCUAUGACAUUAGCGGAGAUAAUCAAUAUUACAUCCUGCUAGCUGUGGGGGAUCAAAUCAACAUGGACGGAACCAUACAAAACAAGAAGCAUAAAGAAAGAUGGCACACAAGCAGCCCUUUGAAGCUUUCAGAUCUAACCCCAUCUGCAUCGACUGCCAAGCCUCCUGUAACCACACCCCCUGUAACCACACCCGGCGAGUUAACAGGUUGUGGAACAACAAAGGGGUGUUUCCUUCAGCCAGCUGAAUGCACUGGCAGCGAUUGCACGGCGUACGUGACGUGGCAAACGCUGCAGAGCGGUGACUAUCAGUUUACCCUCAUGGGCAAGGCCAACGGGUAUGUGGCUUUCGGCCUCCGACCCGGCUCUACUCCUGAUGGGUCCAGUGGGAUGGUUCCAGCUGAUGUUUAUGCGUGUACCACAAACAAUGAGUUAAAACGUUCUGAAAAUGAGAAUAAUGCAGGGCUAAAUUCAAACCCCAGAAAUAUUCCAGCCGACUCGAUAACCAUCCAGUCAGCGACCUCAACAAACGGCGUGAUCAUGUGUCAGUUUGACAGGAAACCAUUUCUGGAUGGAAACAGCAAGUUUUUCAACAUCAGCCAAGGAAAUGAUUACUUCAUACUACUGGCUAUAGGAGCGAGUGUGCAACCUGAUGGCACGAUACAAUCAAACCGGCAUACAAACCGUUGGACGACAAGCAAAGCUAUGUCGUUAACUACAGAAGUACCACAGGCAGACAACAGUGGAAUCAGACUCCGAAAGGCCCAUGCUUCCCUCAUGGUAAUUGGUUGGAUCGGAUUUGCAAGUAUUGGAAUUAUUCUUGCUCGCUUCUUCAAGCCAAUGUGGCCCGACUCCAAACUCUUCGGAACAAAAAUCUGGUUCACGUUCCAUAGGAUGUGCAUGAUCAGCUGCGUAUUGUGCUUCUGUACAGCUUUCGUUCUGAUCUUUGUUGCAGUCGGUGGUUUCGUUCAAACGGUCAAUACAACAGUAGUUGUCCAUGCCAUCCUAGGAAUAGUAGUCACACUACUUGGCAUUACUAAUCCUAUCAUGGCUAUCUUCAGACCGCACCCGGGAACCCCAAACCGCCCAAUUUUCAACAGGGCCCAUUGGGCCGUUGGUACAUCAGCUCAUUCCAUUGCAAUUGUGACAAUCUUCUUGGGAAUUGGAUACCAGUCAUCCCUCCUCUCCGGUUUAAAUCAGUACGUCUUUUGGGUGAUGGUUGUUUUUCUUGGCUUCCACGUCCUCGUCUUUAUCCUGUUUGAGGUACAACGAUGCAUGACGGAGAGUCAAGGUCGACAAAACGACAUUCCAUUGCAGGGGACCGGUGCAAACUCAACCGAUCACCUAGCAGACCCAGAUGGUCCUCCUGCUGAAAUACAGAUUCAAGAAGUUGCCAGCUCACAAGUAUAUAAUGAGGAAAGAGAGUUUCAAGAUGGUGCCAGCUCACAAGUUACUAAAGAGGGCUCGACUGCCAAGACUAUCCUCCUUGUGAUCUACAUCUUGGGCGUGGUCACUAUGGUGUUCUUCCUCCUUGUCAACUUUAUUAUUGCAUAGGGAACCAGACCGAUGAAUGGGUGUACUAGUCUUAGGUUUCUUCAAGCGGUAGUAGCGGCUGCAAGGGAGACUAGUCCACUAAGCAGAUAUAGAGCCAUCAGAUUAGAAGUUUUUUAUGAGAAGAUUUUCCAUAAGUAUCAUGCCUGCAACAUGAUAUGUCUCACAUAGUCACCCUUUAAAAAAAAAUGAGGAUUUGCUACAAUUCAACAACUCAAAUUUCAAAUGGGUGAUGUGUAUAGUAACAUGUUUUUUUUUUUUUUUUCAAAAAUAGUUGAUUAACAUUUUA
Molecule: messenger RNA, 2983 nt
Organism: Asterias rubens (European starfish)
Lineage: Eukaryota; Metazoa; Echinodermata; Asteroidea; Forcipulatida; Asteriidae
Product: putative ferric-chelate reductase 1
Exons: 23
Coding region: 181-2697 (838 amino acids)
Biological process (GO): regulation of glutamate receptor signaling pathway
Source: RefSeq, a predicted model, not a curated record